AUGUUCCUGACGGCAAAUUCUUUCCGAAAAUGGCCGGUCCUGGAGAUGGAACUCACAGAAGCCCCAGAAACUCUGACUUCAGAGGUCUACCUCAAGCGACCGAAUCUGGAACUUUAUGGAAUUAUGAAAGGUCACGGCGUCACUAAUGCGGAAGAGCAACUCUCGCAGCAAUUUUUAGCUGAGGCUGAGGUGAUGACAGCAAUUUCCAAACAUCCGCAUCCGAACAUCGUCCGCUAUUACGGCUGCGGAGUUGUGAGAGGACAUAUCACCGGGCUGGUCAUGGACAGACAUACUCACGACCUGUACCGUUAUCUGAAGGAGGCAGUUGGGAAGUUUGAGAAAGAACCACUCAUGGCGGCACUGGAAUCGGCUAUUCAGCACCUACACACGCUUGGUUGGGCACAUAAUGAUCUGACUCCCUACAAUAUCUUGGUGCACAGAGAUGGCAUGCCUGUGUUGAUCGAUUUCGGAGGGUGCCAGCUUGUUGGCACGCAUCUGAAAUACGUUCGAGAUCGACGGUAA
Penicillium lagena is the source of this 522-nucleotide messenger RNA. RefSeq lists its product as uncharacterized. Gene Ontology annotation, molecular function: ATP binding; protein serine/threonine kinase activity. NCBI's taxonomy places the organism in Eukaryota, Fungi, Ascomycota, Eurotiomycetes, Eurotiales, Aspergillaceae. The transcript has a single exon. Gene Ontology annotation, cellular component: nucleus; cytoplasm. Gene Ontology annotation, biological process: protein phosphorylation; mitotic DNA damage checkpoint signaling. The record is from RefSeq and is a predicted model, not a curated record. Bases 1 to 522 code for a protein of 173 amino acids.